Vittaforma corneae ATCC 50505 is the source of this 852-nucleotide messenger RNA. RefSeq lists its product as uncharacterized. The record is from RefSeq and is a predicted model, not a curated record. The coding region runs from base 1 to 852 and encodes 283 amino acids. Lineage: Eukaryota; Fungi; Microsporidia; Nosematidae. The transcript has a single exon.
AUGAGGUUGGAAACAUGCUGUAUAAUUUUUCUUUUAAGGACGAUAGCAGGACUACCUGGCGAAGAUGCCUUAAAACCCGACUAUUUACAUCCUAAUGGCAUAGUCUACGAAACCCUGAUAGACUCACCAGAAGGUCCUUGUAUUGUUCGUAACGUUGUAGCUAGAAAUACUAAUGAUGGAGCCUCUGUUCGAUGUAUAAAUGGCAAGCAGCUCAAUAAAGACUAUGAUUUCAUAUUGACAAGCUUGAGAGUGUCUAUUGAGCAGAUCUUUGAGGAUGGAAUCAAAAGUUUUAAGAAGACGAUCGUUGACAAGAGAAAGGAGGUAUUGAAAGAGAAGAACUUCAAAUUUAAACAUGAUGGGUACGAAUAUGAGUUAGAAACAGGGUAUCUUGGCGUAGGCAUUAAAAAUUAUUGGAAAUUAGCAGAAAAUCCCUUCCAUGGCUCUGAGACUAUGCACUAUCCUUCGCACUUCAAGGAUUUUUUAGAAAAAAACAGCUUACUAUUGACCAAAGAGACGCCCGAAAGGUUUUUACGAUGUUUUGGGAGGUUUUUUGACGGGUAUAUGCACAAGUAUAUAAAGUGGAGGGUGAACAACCCAGAGGAUAUUGUGAAUUUUAACAGCGAUGUCAGAAACAGUGUCAAGAGUAAGCUAAUUGACAACAUUUGUUAUAGGUUGAGCAUUGGAGAGCAUGUUGGUAAGCUGUGCAGUGGAAUGGAGAGUCAAAAAGACCAGAAAACUGGCGCAAAAUUAACAUGGGAAAACUGUAUUGACGAGACUCAGAAGCUGAUGGACGAAACAUUGAAGAGUGCAUAUUCGCAUAUAGAUGAUAGUCAAGAUGAGGAAGCUAACUAA